Nicotiana attenuata is the source of this 795-nucleotide messenger RNA. RefSeq lists its product as uncharacterized. Lineage: Eukaryota; Viridiplantae; Streptophyta; Magnoliopsida; Solanales; Solanaceae. The coding region runs from base 1 to 795 and encodes 264 amino acids. The record is from RefSeq and is a predicted model, not a curated record. The transcript has 3 exons.
AUGGUGCUGUUAGAAUAUGGAAUCCCUGCCAAGUUUGUUGAUCUGAUAAUGGAAUGUGUUAUGACUGUAAGCUAUUCAUUGUUGCUUAAUGGAGGAAUGACACCUAAAUUUCAAGCAAAAAAGAUCAUGUGUUGCCGAGCAGACAGAAUCUCAAUGCAGCUGAUACUUCAGGCAUUCCACCCUUUUUCUGAUGUAACUGGACUACAAGCAAACAUGGAAAAAAGUUCAUUCUAUGUGGCUGGAGUAACUGAGCAAUUCAAAGCCUCAAUUCUUUCAGAAAUGCAUUUUGCACUAGGAGAAUUCCCUUUCAAAUACUUGGGGGUGCCACUGUCAACAAAAAAGCCAUCCACUCAUCAAUGUAUGCCACUGGUUUUCUUACUACCGAAAAAGAUACUACACAUGAUUACUACUGCAUGUAGAACAUUCCUAUGGACGGGAAGUAAUGAACCAUCAAAAAGAGCUUCAGUAUCAGGGGAAAGAAUGUGUAUGCCAGGUUCAACUGGAGGGCUGAGAAUUAUGGACUUCUACUCAUGGAACAAGGCUUCUUUGUGCAAACUUCUAUGGGCUAUCAAUGCCAAGAAGGACAUCUUAUGGGUAAAAUGGAUCCACAACUCUUACAUAAAGAGGAGGGAUGCCAUCACAAUGCCAACUCCAAAACGAGCUUGCUGGAUUGUUCGAAAGGUAUUUGACACAAGAGAAUGGUUUGGGUCUGUGAAUACUUCUGGAGAUGUCAAUGAAUACUGUAAACAAGGAAAAUUUAGCAUCAAGAAAGUGUACAUAGCCGUAAGACCAUAA